AUGACAGCAGAGAAAACAGGAUAUGCCCCAUUCCGAGUUGGAACGGAGACGUACCAGACUUGGUACAAAAUCGUGGGCGAGAUCGGAGUAGGAGGUAGACCCCUUGUGUGUCUACACGGCGGCGGAGGAAUGUCACAUCACUAUAUGUUGCCCCACGCUGUGCUGAACUCGCGUCUCGACAUCCCCGUUAUUUUUUACGACCAGUUGGGGAAUGGAGAGUCAACCCACCUUCCAGACGCGCCGAAGGACUUCUGGAAGCCCGAGUUAUGGGAAACUCAUGGGGAGGCAAGUAUGCUUGCGGCGUACUUCACAGCAACUCAGGCGCCGCCCGGACUGAAGAACCUGAUAGUAUCCAACUCGCCGGCAUCACUUCCUCUAAUGAAAAUAUCCACCGAAGCGAUACUGGACCUGAAUCCGGAUGUCGGUGCCAUCGCGCGCAAGCAUGCUGAGGCGGGGACUUUUUCCUCCCCAGAAUACCAGGCAUCGAUCAAGGCCCUUCACGCUAGGCAUUUCUGUCGAGUAGAUCCCAUACCGCAAGAUCUCUUGACGUCCAUCCUUGCGGUGGAAAAAGAUCCGACAGUAUUUUCCAAUAUGUGUGGCCCUUCGAUAUAUCAUAUAUCUGGAUUUGUGAAGGACUGGUCGCUCAUCCCCGAACUACACAAAAUAACUUGCCCGAUGCUGUUGAUCAGCUCUCCGCACGAUGUCAUGCAGCCCAACACGAUAAUCCCAUGGUUCCAAGGGGUUUCAAAGGUGAAGUGGGUGGAACUGCAGAACAGUACGCAUAUGCCGAUGUUCGAAGAACCUGAGAGGUAUUUUGAUGUCCUCGUGGAGUUCUUGAGUCGCGAUAAAAUCUAA
Messenger RNA from Pleurotus ostreatus (oyster mushroom), 855 nucleotides. RefSeq lists its product as uncharacterized. Gene Ontology annotation, biological process: proteolysis. The coding region runs from base 1 to 855 and encodes 284 amino acids. Gene Ontology annotation, molecular function: peptidase activity. The transcript has 7 exons. Lineage: Eukaryota; Fungi; Basidiomycota; Agaricomycetes; Agaricales; Pleurotaceae. The record is from RefSeq and is a predicted model, not a curated record.